AUGCAUCCGACGAGGGCUGUCACGGCGGGCCUCGCGGUGUUUGGGGCCGACGGACUGCUCUCCCCCCCCGGGCUCUGCAGCCUGUUGGUGGGGUUGGUGCUCCUUUUUGUCUGGAAGGGUUCCUGGAGGUUCCUGCAUGUCGCUUUACGCACCAUCAAAAGAGACUUAAUGUGCCUGCUUGUCAUCCUUCGGGUGAGGUUUUCCAUGAGCCGCAAUCUGAGAAACAGAAGCACCAUCCCUUCCCUUUUUGCGCAGGUGGCGACGCUGCACCCAGACAAACCUGCCUUGAUCUAUGAGCCCACAGGACAGAUUUGGAGUUUCAGGGUGCUGCGUGAGCGGUGCCACGCUGUGGCCAACUGGGCGCUGGCACAGGGCUGGGCCGAGGGAGACGUGGUGGCCUUGUACAUGGAGAGCCGGCCUUUAGUGGUGGCUCUCUGGUUGGGUCUGGCCAUGAUCGGCGUGGAGGCUGCCUUCAUAAACCACAACCUCCGGCAGUAUUCUCUGCUGCACUGCGUCAGCGUGUCCGGCGCCCGGGCAGUUGUGUUCGGGGCAGAGAUGAGUGACGCGGUGUCAGAGGUGAGCGGCUCCCUAAAGCCCCGCGUGGUUUUGUUCUGCGCCGGCGAGUGGGACGCCGAGGAGAAGUCGUGCAGCCGCCAGGUCCAGAAGCUGGACGCCCUGCUGGAGCGCUCGCCCAAACACCCACCACGACGCACGCUCAGGAAGGACUUCAACGGCAGACUUUUCUACAUCUACACUUCUGGUACAACGGGCAUGCCGAAGGCAGCUGUGGUGGUGCACAGUCGGUAUUAUCGCAUCGCUGCCUUUGGUUUCCACUCCUUUGGUUUAUGUCACGAUGACGUCGUCUACGACUGUCUUCCCCUGUAUCAUUCCUCAGGUGCCAUCAUGGGUGUCGGCCAGUGUUUGCUCUUUGGUUUGACUGUAGUAGUCAGGAGGAAGUUCUCAGCCAGUCGCUUCUGGGAUGACUGUGUCAAACACAACUGCACCGUAAUUCAAUACAUAGGGGAGAUUUGCCGUUACCUGUUGGCCCAGCCGGCCCGUUCAUCCGAGGCGUGUCACCGGGUGCGUGUUGCCAUUGGCAACGGCCUCCGUCCUUCCGUCUGGCAAGACUUUGUCCAGAGAUUCAAAAUUCCACGAAUUGGGGAAUUUUAUGGCGCCACAGAGUGCAACUGCAGCCUGCUCAACAUAGACGGAAAGGUGGGGGCCUGCGGAUUCAACAGUCGCAUCCUGCCCGGCUUUUACCCCAUCAGACUGUUCAGGGUGAAGGAGAGCGGCGAGCUGCUCAGGGAUUCACAAAGCCUCUGUAUACCCUGUCUACCUGGCGAGCCGGGCAUGUUGUUAGGACGCAUCAACCACACCGAUCCACUCAGGAGAUUUGACGGCUACGCCGACGAGGAUUCCACCAAUAAGAAAAUAGCGCACAAUGUCUUCAAGGUGGGGGACUCUGCGUAUGUCUCAGGUGACAUGCUGGUGAUGGACGAAUACGGCUACAUCUAUUUCAGGGACCGCAGCGGCGACACAUUCCGCUGGCGAGGGGAGAACGUCUCCACCACGGAGGUGGAGGGCGUCCUGAGCCGCCUGCUGGGACACGCAGUCGUAGCCGUCUACGGCGCUUCCGUGCCAGGUGUGGAGGGGAAGGCCGGUAUGGCAGCCAUAGCUCACGCCGGAGGCCAGUUCGACCUCGACGCGCUCUGGAUCGCCGUACAGAAAGCGCUGCCGUCCUACGCGCGCCCCGUCUUCCUGCGACUCCUGCCAUCUCUGGACACUACAGGUACCUUUAAAAUCCAGAAGACACGGCUGCAGAGGGAAGGAUUCAAGCCGCGAGACUCGAGUGAAAAGAUUUACUUUCUGAACAGUCGUGCCGGCCGCUACGAGCCCGUCACUGAUGAACUCUAUAAAGCCAUCAUGGAGGGGAGAGUGUGUCUGUGAGAGACGAGGACGCUGAGAAGAAACACGCCUCUAAACGCUGAUGUGCAAAUAUGAUUGUGGCACUUUUUAACCAGAUUUAAUCAAAUGUAGCGAGUUUUACAUGAAAACAACAUAACAAAAACGAAUAAAGUUCAAACAUGGCUUUUAAUUGAAUGUAAAACCGGUGUUAUUAGCAUCUGUUGAUUAGAUAUAAUACAAUAUCCACGAAUACUGACGAUCACACAACAUAUGACUAUUUCCAUCACACUUUGCUGUUUAGCAGUUAUAAUGUUCACUGUCUCAGCUUAGUGUGUGAUGUUAUGUUUGCUGAUAUUACUAAUCACUAAGUACAGCUGAGGCUGAAUAACAUUACGUUAAUUUGCUUUGCAGGCAUUGAGACACAAACAAGAGAACUGUACAAACAGGUUUGAUCCCACAAUCCUGCGGGAUUCAAGAUAUGACUAAUUUAAUUGUUGAAAGCAACAUUAAAGUCUGCACCAAAAA
This is a messenger RNA of Gasterosteus aculeatus aculeatus (three-spined stickleback), 2430 nucleotides long. Its product is annotated as long-chain fatty acid transport protein 1-like. Gene Ontology annotation, biological process: long-chain fatty acid metabolic process; long-chain fatty acid import into cell; medium-chain fatty acid transport. The record is from RefSeq and is a predicted model, not a curated record. Gene Ontology annotation, molecular function: oleoyl-CoA ligase activity; long-chain fatty acid transmembrane transporter activity. NCBI's taxonomy places the organism in Eukaryota, Metazoa, Chordata, Actinopteri, Perciformes, Gasterosteidae. Gene Ontology annotation, cellular component: endoplasmic reticulum membrane; mitochondrial inner membrane; plasma membrane.